AGCCCACCAACAUGUUGGAUGUCAGAGCUAUUCUGUGGUUGGAGAACUACCUGCAGACCUGGCAGUCCACCAUCCUGGUCGUCUCCCACGACAGAAACUUCCUGAAUGCCGUGGUCACAGACAUCAUCCACCUGCACUCCCAGAGGCUUGACAGUUACCGCGGCAACUACGAAAAUUUUAUUAAAACCAAAGAGGACCGACUGAAGAACCAGCAGAGAGAGUACGAGGCCCAGCUGCAAUACAGACAGCACAUACAGGUUUUCAUCGACAGAUUUCGGUACAACGCUAACCGAGCAGCUCAGGUGCAGAGUAAACUCAAACUCCUGGAGAAGCUACCUGAGCUAAAGCCCAUCGAGAAGGAAAUUGAAGUCACGCUCAGGUUUCCAGAUAACUUUGAGAAGUUAUCUCCGCCCAUCCUGCAGCUGGAUGAAGUCGAGUUUUACUACAGUAAAGACCAGGCGCUGUUCUCCGGACUCAACCUGUCAGCUGACCUCGACUCUCGGAUCUGCAUCGUCGGUGAAAACGGUGCUGGUAAAACCACCGUCCUCAAGUUGCUGAUGGGCGAGUUGACCCCGGUCAACGGAGUCAGGCAGGCUCACAGGAACUUGAAGAUCGGUUACUUCAGUCAGCACCAUGUGGACCAGCUGGACCUGAACGUCUGCUCUGUGGAGCUGCUCCUCAACAAGUUCCCCGGUCGGACCGAGGAGGAGUACCGCCACCAGCUGGGAGGUUACGGUAUCACGGGGGAGUUGGCCACGAGGCCGGUGGCCAGCCUAUCAGGAGGACAGAAGAGCCGCGUGGCCUUCGCUCAGAUGACCAUGCCAUGGUAACUGGAUGACUGAAUGUAGUGUAAAGCGCUAUACAAAUACAGGCCAUUUACCAUUUCUUCAGAGGGUCCAACACAGGGGCGGAGCUAGACUGUUGACACAGAGUGGGCGGGACUAAAAAAAUGUUAAAAUGAUGCAGCCAUAGUGUUUCCACAGGUUUGAUGUAAGUAAACAUAGAGGCAACAAACCUUCCUUUAAAUACGAUGCCUAUUAGAAACACACGGCAGUCAUC
Haplochromis burtoni (Burton's mouthbrooder) is the source of this 1059-nucleotide messenger RNA. Its product is annotated as ATP-binding cassette sub-family F member 3-like. Gene Ontology annotation, molecular function: ATP binding; ATP hydrolysis activity. The record is from RefSeq and is a predicted model, not a curated record. Lineage: Eukaryota; Metazoa; Chordata; Actinopteri; Cichliformes; Cichlidae.